AUGAGUCUGCUGAGGCCCAGCGGGCUGAAGGCCCCCACCAAGAUCCUCAAGCAUGGGAGCUGGGCCCUGAAGACACCCUCGGCCACGGCUGCUCCCGUUGAGAAGACCGUGCCUGGGGAGAAAACCCCCAGAGCCCCCUCCUCGGAGAUGCAGGAGGAGUUUGUGGGCGACUUCCAGGUCGGGGAACGAGUCUGGGUGAACGGGAACAAGCCUGGAUUCAUCCAGUUCCUCGGGGAGACCCAGUUUGCCCCUGGUCAGUGGGCCGGGAUCGUCUUGGACGAGCCCAUCGGCAAGAACGACGGCUCGGUGGCGGGUGUGCGCUACUUCCAGUGCGAGCCGCUGAAGGGCAUCUUCACCCGGCCGUCCAAGCUGAGUAGGAGCUUGCAGGCCGACGAUGAGACCAACUGCCGGCAGCCAGCGCCUGCCGCCUGGGCCACACCGCCCCUGUCGGCCUCCCCGGCCCCUGCCGGCACCGCGAAGGUGCCCCAGUCCCCCGCGAAGGAGUCACCGGCCACCCCUCACAUCAGCAGCCUGACCAGGACGGCCAGCGAGUCCAUCUCCAACCUCUCUGAGGCCGGCUCCCUCAAGAAAGGGGAGCGGGAGCUGAAGCUCGGGGACCAGGUGCUGGUGGGAGGCAUGGAGGCCGGUGUGGUGCGCUUCCUCGGGGAGACGGACUUCGCCAAGGGGGAUUGGUGCGGCGUAGAGCUGGACAAGCCACUGGGCAAGAACGAUGGUGCCUUGGCUGGAACGAGGUACUUCCAGUGUCAGCCCAAGUAUGGCUUGUUUGCUCCCAUUCACAAAGUCACCAAGAUCGGCUUCCCGUCCACGACGCCGGCCAAGGGCAAGGUGGCCACCGUGAGGCGUGUGAUGGCCACCACCCCCGCCAGCCUGAAGCGCAGCCCUUCGGCCUCCUCGCUCAGCUCCGUCAGCUCCGGGGCCUCAUUCGAGAGCAGCAGACCCGGCCGCACGGGACUAUUGCCGGAAACCUCCUCCUGCUACGCCCAAAAGAUCUCUGGCACCACCGCCCUCCAGGAGGCGCUGAAGGAGAAGCAGCAGCACAUUGAGAAGCUGCUGGCCGAGCGGGACCUGGAGCGGGCGGAGGUGGCCAAGGCCACGAGCCACAUGGGGGAGAAAGAGCAGGUGCUGGCCCUGGCCAACGGGCACGACCAGCACGUCCUGGAGCUGGAGGCCAAGAACGACGAGCUGCGGGCCAUGCUGGAAGCGACCGACUGGGAGAAGGUGGAGCUGCUGAACCAGCUGGAGGAGGAGAAGAGGAAAGUGGAAGACCUCCAGUUCCGAGUCGAGGAGGAGUCCAUCACCAAAGGCGACCUGGAGGUAAAGCCCGGGCAGGUCCCGGAGGCUUGCAGGGUGCAGGCAAGGCAGAAGGAGGUGAAGUCCCUGCAGGUGGCCUCUGAGAAGCUCGCCAAGGAGAACGAGUGCCUGAGGACCAAGCUGGACCAUGCCAACAAGGAGAAUGCGGACGUGAUCGCCCUGUGGAAGUCCAAACUGGAGACGGCCAUCACCCCGCACCAACAGGCCAUGGGCGAGCCGAAGGCAUCCGUGAGCCAGGGCGUGGGCGCUGAGGCGGCCGAGCUGGCCGAGCUCAAGAUGCAGAUCGAGAGGCUACAGUUCGAGUACCAGCAGGAGGUGGAGAGCCUGAAGGCCCAGCAGGCGGCUGAGCGUGCAGCUCACGCCUCCGAGCUGCAGACGCUCAGGUCGUGGCUGUUCAGGACGGCCCAGGAGCAGAAGAACAGCCUGGAGGCCGCACGGGCCAAGCUCGAGCAGAUCGAGGACCAGCACCUGGUGGAGAUGGAGGACGCCCUGAACAAGCUGCAGGAGGCGGAGACGAAGGUAAAGCACCUGGACGGGUUGCGGGCCGUGUGUAGUCAGCAAGCCCAGGCCCUGGCCAAUGCCACGGCACAGCUGGAGGCCACCCAGCAGAAGCUCUUGCAGCUCGAUGGGCUCUGGAAGGCCAGUUCCGAAGGUAAGGUGGACGUGAGCCGCAGCCAGUGCCAGGCUCUACAGGCCGAGCUCACCAAGGCCAGCGUGGAGAUCCAGGGGCACCAUGAGGAGGCGCCGCAGGCCCUUCAGCAGCUGCUGCUACAGGCGAAGGAGAAGCUGCAGGCGGUGCAGGCGGAGAACGGGAGCCUGCUGCGGGAGGUGGCCGAGCUGAAGACGCAAGCCAACAAGGGAGAUGAGGAGCCCGAAGCCUGA
Sorex fumeus (smoky shrew) is the source of this 2214-nucleotide messenger RNA. Its product is annotated as CAP-Gly domain-containing linker protein 1-like. Gene Ontology annotation, molecular function: microtubule plus-end binding. Gene Ontology annotation, biological process: cytoplasmic microtubule organization; positive regulation of microtubule polymerization. The record is from RefSeq and is a predicted model, not a curated record. Lineage: Eukaryota; Metazoa; Chordata; Mammalia; Eulipotyphla; Soricidae. Gene Ontology annotation, cellular component: nucleus; cytoplasm; microtubule plus-end.